AUGGCACGAAAAAAGAAAAAGGUCGGGCGGAAAAUAGCGAGGAGAAAGGUUCAGAACGUAAAGCCAAUGAAAAUUGCUGCGCUGAUCGUGUCUGCUAUACAGGAUCUUCGUGAAACCAAGGGUUCGACGCCUAACAAGAUCAUAGGUUACAUAAGUUAUGCAUCCAAUAUGACCGAGGGACGCGUUAAACGACAAGUAAAAGCAGCGUUGAAGAGGGGCGUGGAGUACGGCAUACUACGAAGACACCGACGUCAUUAUUUCCUUCCCAUGGGUGACGAAUUAGACCGUGCAAAUCGCGUCGCUUUGAGAUUCGCCAAAUUGCCGUUACCUUCAACGUAUUCCGCGAAAUCGAACACGACUUCUUCUCGUAAAAUUACUGCUCUCGGAUGUCGCAGAAACUCGACGAGAUUCGGCGCAAAAUCACAAAAGACGAAACGACUGGCACGACUUCGUUCUACUUUAAUCUCUCCCACGACCAGUUUGGUGGAGACAAUUUGCAAGAACGGCGACAUGUGA
Molecule: messenger RNA, 516 nt
Organism: Colletes gigas
Lineage: Eukaryota; Metazoa; Arthropoda; Insecta; Hymenoptera; Colletidae
Exons: 2
Coding region: 1-516 (171 amino acids)
Biological process (GO): nucleosome assembly
Cellular component (GO): nucleosome
Molecular function (GO): DNA binding
Source: RefSeq, a predicted model, not a curated record